Molecule: messenger RNA, 1470 nt
Organism: Anopheles aquasalis
Lineage: Eukaryota; Metazoa; Arthropoda; Insecta; Diptera; Culicidae
Cellular component (GO): extracellular matrix
Source: RefSeq, a predicted model, not a curated record
AUGGGAAGCGGGAGAUACAAGAGAGCGAGCGAGAGAGUUUUCCUUGUCGCAGCGCUGAUCGCCUGUGCUUAUGCUACCGAGCAGCAGGCGGAUCCGAUCGCACGGCCAGGCGAAAUAACUCAAACGGGCGAAGUAGCAGCGAACCCGAUCAAGCGAUCGAGGACCGCCAAGCUUGUGCGCAACUUCCCUCAGCUUGCACAACGCAUGCAGACGCUCGAACCGAGCCCGAUGUACAACUUCAUCGACCCUUAUGGUCCCGGUACGUACGCAUUCGGAUACGAAGUGGAAGACCCCGAUAGCGGAAAUAUACAGUUCCGGGACGAGGAGAAGCUGCGCAACGGUACGGUACGGGGAUCGUACGGUUACCAGCAACCGGACGGCUCAGUAAUCAUCACAAGCUUUCUGGCCGACGAUCGUGGCUAUCGGGCAAAAACGGAGAUCCGUCGAGCCGAUGGACACACCGUGGCUUCCUUCCCAACGAGGGCUCCAAGUGCCCAAGAUCGUUACUUUCCGGCCUACGAUCAGCAGGCGAGCACGAUGAAUCCAGCCAUUGUGGCAGCUCUUCAGCAGCAACAGCUCAUCAACCUGAAUCCGACGUACAAUCCGAUUCUGGAUCCAGGAGUUAUCGAUCCUCAGUACGCUGCGGCGAUCGUGGGCCACCUGCAUAAUCAACAGUACAGCCCGGCUCAAGGUCUGGUAACGUAUCCUUACGGUCUACCAUCACCCCAGCACUCACCACCAGUACCAUCCGGUCCUCAUGGUCUUCCGCACCACCCUGGCACGGCACCACCACAACAACCCCUGUUCGAUGCACCUGCCGGUGGUGGUUUUGGCAACUUCUUUAACCAACUUCCGGCCAACCUUAAUCCUUACAAUGUGUACCAAAACCUUCAGUCAACCUUCCCCCAGAUACUACCUCAGCAGAAUCCGAUUGAUCAGUUCGGAAACUCGCUGGCCAGCGGGUACCAGCAGCUCACCCAACCGAACGCACCGUUUGGUAGCUUUCUGAACAACGCCCAAAGCACCUUCCAGGGAUUACUACCGGGAAAUGGGAAUCGUCCAUCUAAUUCGUGGUUCGAUCCGAACCGAGUACCAACCACGUACGCUGCAAUUCCGCAGCAGUAUGGUCAGCAGCAGCUUUACGGACAGAACGGGCAUCAGCAGCAAUAUGGACAGCAGCAGAUUCUUUCAUCGAACAAACCAACCAAUGUACUAGGCGAUAUGCCGAUCGGAGGAUCGAUGAUGAUGCACAUCCCGACCACUCGACGCCGUAAGCUAACGGGGACGACGAAGAAGCGCAACAAGUUUAAGACACGCGAUGGUAUGGAUUGGUUUGAUGAUUUCCUGGAGAACCGCAAACGACAGGUCAUGUAUGGAAGUGCGGCCACCACACCACCGACGAUGACCGACACCGAUGAUAGCUCACUGACGGAACCUCCGAAGCCGAAGGACGAAAAGGAUGAACAGUAA